Seminavis robusta is the source of this 2910-nucleotide messenger RNA. The record is from the annotation of a GenBank genome assembly. Lineage: Eukaryota; Bacillariophyta; Bacillariophyceae; Naviculales; Naviculaceae.
GUUAGUUUUCUUUUGGCAGUUUUCGAGGGAGACCUCCCUGCUUUCACUUCACUCCUCAUUUCUUUUGUUUGAUUUGCUCCGACUUGUGGGCUUGUGGGCACCAUGGCAUCGUCGUCGAAGAGCAAUGAAGUAGUGGAUUUGCGGUCUCCUCCACGUCCAGCAAAAGCGAUACGAAUUGACGAUGAUGGAGCAAUUUUGCUGGACGACGACCACGAAGAUGGUGCUCCAGACCGCAAACGGCCAUCCUCCAACUCCAACGAAGACAGCAACAAGCGCAGCAAAGCGACCUCAAAUGGAGCGGCGGUCAGAGGAUUGACCGGCUCUCGUAUUUUGUCGACCUUGUCCAACAACACCGAUCGCGUUUCCUCGAACUCGACUACAACAACCACAGCAGCCGUCAAGAACAGCGCUGUCAUUGCGCAGAAUCCAGCACGUGCCUAUCGACCCAAUGUUGCCCUGCCAGCAGCUACAGCAAAGAAAACGAGUGACGAUGACGACGAGGAAAUCUGCCUUGUGGGAACCAAAGGCACCAACGUCCUCACUGAUUUCCCCCACUCGAGAGAGCACUGCGUUCUUCAACCAAUGGGCAGUGGCGACCACGAGAAGCACUGUCCCAAGUGCUACUGCUACUGUUGCGAUGCUCCAGUCGUCCAGUGUAGGCUGUGGAGCUCUCACUGUCACGCCACACACAAAGGUGUGACCUGGCAGCGCGAACGCGAACGAGUCAGACUUGCCGGAGGACCCGACAAGGUUCAGCCAGAAACAAGACAGGCGCCUCAACAGGCCGUCGCAAGGGCCCCAGUGCCGGCUGCAGUCGCGAGAGUGCCAACAACGACGGGAACAACAACAUCAACAACAAAUUCUUCCUUCUUUUCCGACCAAAAUCUGCAGCUCUACAGCAACCGGAACGAUCCAUCGGAGUUCUCGGUGCAGGAGUUGCUCAAGCAAGUUGCCAGCGUUUAUCCUCGUGAGGUCUCGACUCCAAUGACCAUCCAGACUCCUUUGAAACACUACCAGCGGCAAAGUCUGGCCAUGAUGUUGGACGUGGAAAAUUCCACCGACGCGGCUCUUGCAGGAUCGGACGAGACCGGUAUCGGUCGCCACCGGUAUCAUACACGCGGUGGCUGGUUGGCAUCUGAAGUAGGAAUGGGAAAGACGUUGAUGAUCAUUGCCUUGGUUGCGUCGGACCGCGGUCGAAUUUUGGCCCCGUUGGAACUGAAUCGCAACAACAUGGCCUUGAGUUCCAGCUGCACCCGAGUGAAGGCUACUUUGAUCGUUACCAGUGUAUCUCUCCUCGGCCAAUGGGAGGACGAAGUUUUGAAGCAUGCACCAGGCCUCGUAUGCUACCGUUUCCACAACAGCAGUCGGAGCAGCCAUGGUUUCGACCUCCCCACGUCCCCAGGACGAGAACUGGUAGCGAGGGCAGACAUUAUCAUCACAGCCUCGACUUCUUCGAUCUCUAAGGCUCUCAAGCAGCAAUACGAGUUCCAGCGUAUUGUAAUCGACGAAAGCCAUCUCCCUGCUCCGUCGAUCUCGUUUCGCCAUGUCAAAGGCGUGGUCGCUCAACGACGAUGGUGUGUGACGGCAACUCCUUGCGUUUCUUCUCUGAGUGAGCUCGAUGCUCAAAUUGACUUUAUCGGACUCGGCGGAGAUUUCAAAGAGCUCAAGCGAAUCAAGCUAUCCCGAAAACUUUACUUUUUUGCAGCUGUUGACACUUUGAAGAGUGUGAUGACCCGACAUUUCAAGGAGAUGAAUAUGAACGACGGAUCCGAGGCUCUUUCGCUCCCCGGCAGCACCUCCAGAACUGUCAUCCUCCAAAUGAGCGUCGAGGAAAGGCAGCAAUACAACAUGCAAAAGGCAGACAUAAGCCGCUCCUUCUUGCGGGACCAAACAAAGUUUUCAACUACCACAUUCCGUCUUCGAGUCGCCGACGUUCUUCUCAGCCUUCCGGCGAAAACAAAAUGCCAAGCUUUGCUCAGUGACAUUCAACGUGUUCGCCAACGUGACGCGAACCUGCGGGUCGUCGUCUUCACGCAAUACACAGAGUCACACAAAACAAUCAUCAAAACAUUGCGCCGUGGUGGCAUUGAUACACUCGAAUUUUCAGGAUCGACAAAAGCUGAUCGGCGAGACAAGGCAAUCCGAGAAUUUCAAUCUACUGGACCCGGUGUCAAAGCUUUUGUGAUCACAACACGUGCAGGCAGUGUCGGUAUGACCCUGACUGCGGCCAAAAGAGUGUACCUGAUGGAACCUAGCAUCAACCCGGCAACUGAAAUCCAAGCAGCGGGCCGAAUCAAUCGCCUUGGGCAGACAUCCAAAGUGACCGUAACAAAGUUUGCGUUUUCAGAUUCAUUGGAGACUAACAUAAUCGAUCUCCACCAGAAAGUAUCGCGAGGGGAAGCAUCCUUGUCGGAUACACAUAUUCCAAAGGCCAGCAUGCAUAUUCUGAUCUCUGGGCUGUACUAAGGCCAACUGGUAAUUAAAGUACAGUGGUACUGGUACCUGCACACAUUCUUCUCAGAAAAUCAGGAAGGGAAGGACGGUACGAAAAAAGUAACAAAAAACAUUACUACAGAUCCCAGCACAACUGACCAAAAACCCACGAACCACUUUUUUAACCCUCAGUUUGAGGUUUUUUUCUUGUUCUCGUAGCUUUUAUGUACAACAACUACUAGUAAGAACAUUGAACAGACCACCCAAAAAUCGAGAACUUGCCACAUGUACGGUAGCGAAGAGGCACGAAUGACAGAGCUUAAAAAAAGCUGUUAGAAUCCUCGUAGGAGUUUGUACUGCACCUACACAGAACAAGUUUUUUUUGUUGGGAAACGAGGGUUUUUGGUCAGUUGUUCUGGGAUCUGUAGUACACUACGACCUACCAUAGUGACCAUAGUAAAUUGCAGUAGUCUACCC